Messenger RNA from Spodoptera frugiperda (fall armyworm), 1130 nucleotides. RefSeq names its product lysozyme (gene Llp1). The coding region runs from base 67 to 573 and encodes 168 amino acids. The transcript has 6 exons. The record is from RefSeq and is a predicted model, not a curated record. Lineage: Eukaryota; Metazoa; Arthropoda; Insecta; Lepidoptera; Noctuidae.
CACAGAGCGCAGGCAGAGCGAGCCAGUCGCCGGUGCAAACUGUUGCAGGAUACUUACAUUAUUAGAAUGGCUCGACCAACCCACUUGGUGCUGCUCCUGGUCACGCUGGGCGUGGUGCAUACUUCCCAGGGUCACGCCCGCUCCUUCACCAGGUGUCAGCUGUCCAGAGAACUGCUGCGGUACAACUUCCCAAGGAGUAUGAUACCUAACUGGGUGUGCCUGAUCGAGCACGCGAGUGGCAGAACCACAGACAAAGUGACGAACCACAACAACUCGUACACCAGCUACGGACUCUUCCAGCAGGUGUCAGUUGCUGCCAAUCUUCCUGAUAUCGUUGCUUUAUGGCCUCUCGUGACACCCUCAGGCACAAAGAAGAUAAACAACAAGGAUUGGUGCAAGAAGGGACGGAAGGGUGGACAUUGCAAUAUUAAAUGUGAAGAUCUCCUGAACGAAGACUUGGCGGAUGACGUGCGAUGUGCGAAGCGUAUCUACGACCGUGUUGGGUUCAAAGCCUGGCCGACCUCUUUCUCUUAUUGCAAAGAGAACAGUCUGCCUGAUUUGUCUAGAUGUUAAGUUUAUGACAUAGGACCAAUGGUCAAGUGCCACGUCAUCCAUUUUGGUCCUUUUGGACGCCACACGAUCCAUUUUGGUCCUUUUGCAGAAAUUGAAAUUUGUUAAUGCUUUGAAAAUGUCUUCAGGAUGUCAAGUCAAAAUGUUUAGUUAUUGAUAUAACAAUCUUGAUUAUUGAUUUAUAAUAAUUGGCACUUGUCCCAAUACCUUGGUCCUUUUACCCGCGUGUUCUAUAGGUAGAAUUAAGAUUUUAGAUUAAGGUUUUUUUAUUUGAAUUUCUUAGUAAUUUAGUUUUCUUGAAUGUUGAACGCUAAUUAUGAAUGUGGACCUAUUUAUAUUAUUAUUUUAUGUAUUUUAUUUAGAUGCCUGAAACUAAUUGUAAGAUAUUUUUAUUAAAGCGUUGGAAAUAUGAAAGAAAUGGGACAGAGAUUGAAAUUAUUUUCUACAAAUGAGGAUAAACUAUAAUAUUAAUUUUGUUAUUAAUAUUGUGUUCAAAAAUUUAUGUAUAUGUAAUGAAUUUAUUUUUCUUAAUCACUUUUAAGAUUCGUAGCAAUUGGUUU